Rotaria sp. Silwood1 is the source of this 719-nucleotide messenger RNA. NCBI's taxonomy places the organism in Eukaryota, Metazoa, Rotifera, Eurotatoria, Philodinida, Philodinidae. The record is from the annotation of a GenBank genome assembly.
CAUCAUGGAAUCUUAAAACAUCAGCAACAGGAGGUACCAAGUCGAAAAAAGGUUUAGUAAAACAAAAGAAAACAUCGACUCCUAAGCGUUUACAUCUGUUGACUAAUGAUGAUGAUGAUAAUUUACAUGAUGAUCAUUUAAAUUUACAACAAAUAUUCGAUUACGUAAAACAAAUCAAUUCCAAUGUAUUGAAAUUACAAAAACAUCAACAACAAUCAACAAUAAAUUUAGAUCGUCAAGAAAAAUUUUUAAAUACAUUAUGUAAUAAUCAAAAAAAACUUGCUAAAAGUUUGGCCAAACAUAGGAUACCAAUUACUCUCGAGAAUGACAAUAGAAGUGUUGAAACUGAUGGUGAACAAUCUGGCAAUCAGGAUCUAACAUUUGUCAGAAGUGAUGGUUCUGUAGUAGAACUAUUGUCUGUACCAGGCAAUAAACAAAAUACAACCAAAUACGCUUUGAAAUUAAUAGAUAUUUUGUUUACAGACAAACAAGAUUUUCAGAAUAUCAAUGUGAAGAAAGCUGAUGAAGACCCACGUAUAAAAUCUAUUUAUACCGCUGUGAAACGAAAAUUCAAUUAUUCUACUGAUGAAAUGUCUUUUGUUUGGCCUCCAAUACACGAUUCUAUUUUAAGUAAACGUCGCAAUCAACAAAAAAGGUUAAAAACAUCUACAAACGCAAGUAAUGUAUCAUCAUUUCUUAUAUAUACUUCACCACUUUAA